Messenger RNA from Gongylonema pulchrum, 615 nucleotides. Lineage: Eukaryota; Metazoa; Nematoda; Chromadorea; Rhabditida; Gongylonematidae. The record is from the annotation of a GenBank genome assembly.
AUGGCAGCAGCAAGUACCAGUAAGAGGAAUGCCAUCGGUAUAAACGAUAAAUCGUCACCUUACAAUAUUGAUAUCUUUUUGAAAGAUAAAAUUUAUCAUCCUGGCGAUACGAUUCAGGGGGAAGUGGUUUUCAUACUCGACAAGGCUCUCCGUUGUGAUCGAGUAGAUGCACAACUUCUUGGUUCUUUUCGCGUCUUCUGGAUUGACAAACAGGUACUUUCGAUAUGGAUCUCGCUUGACGAUAUCAUCCGAUUUUCAUCAGCAACAGCUAUACGAGCAAAAAAAAUUGAAAGAGGAUCUUUCGAGGGAUUGAAAAUUGGCAAGCACAGUUUUGAAUUCACAUUCCAACUACCGAAACAAGGGCUGCACACGUCGUUUAGCCUCGCGGACUGCCAUGCACGUGUACAAUACUGCAUCAAUGUAAGCAUUUGUUUCUGUAUUUUAAAUAAAAGGGCAUCAGUGACAGGAGCUGGUGUCACAGUUCGGAUAGUGAAAAAGUUAUGUCACGCUCCCUUCCCAUUCGACUCUGUACUUACCAAAAGCAACCACUUGUUACAAAAGCUUCCAGUAGUUCAUACUUCGGUGCCUAGCUGCUUGCAGACAGGCUGUUGGUGA